This is a messenger RNA of Bursaphelenchus xylophilus (pine wood nematode), 3795 nucleotides long. The record is from the annotation of a GenBank genome assembly. NCBI's taxonomy places the organism in Eukaryota, Metazoa, Nematoda, Chromadorea, Rhabditida, Aphelenchoididae.
AUGUGGAAAAGAUUUUCAGACAAAAUCCAUAGGACUUUCUUCGAUUACGGAAAGUAGGUUCGGAGAGCAUGGCUAACAUCUUCCAGACUCUGUUCAGCUCAUCCCAUAGCAUGUAUCUCUUUGUCCUUGCUGUCAGUGGUGUUUCUGUCAUAUCCGGCAAUGCUAAAGAUGGAAUUGCCAGUUUCAAGUCCAUUUGAUGUAUUUUGGCACCAGAAAAAGGAUUUUAUUCAAGGUGAUUACAAUAUGAAGUGAUUUAAUCAAACAUUUAGACCCGCCUGCAUGGCUGAAUGGAAGACCCGGUCUGUAUAUUCAACAAAUCGUGCUUACUGCGAACGUUGAUCCUUGGAAUUCCACAGAAUGCACUCCAGAUAUAGUAAGAGCGUUCAAUAUAAUAUAUAUUAUAUAUUACUUUAGGUUAUAAGGGCAGCGAUCCUUCAAACAUUUAGAAUAAGAGAAAUUGCAAUUGAUGUAAAAACCGACAGUUCCCUAUUUAAGAAUCUGUGUCUGCAAGUUAAUACAGACGGCCGAUCUGAAUGUUUAUUAUUGUCGCCAGCAUUGAUAUGGAACGAUGACAUAAAUAAGGUCAAAAAAGAUGCCGAUAUAAGAAGAACAAUAUAUAAACAUCAGUGUCACGGUGCAUUGUGUAAAAGGGACUUGUUGUUGGGGACACCCAUAUGGAAUACUGGGAUUAAAAAGAAUUACCAAACUAAUCGGCAGAGAAGUAGGUAAAUUUUGAUAUUAAGAAUGUUGUGAUUCAGCUAUCCAUUUGGGCGUUACUUUGCUAUUCACUUCGAUUGAUGACGAAUGGAGAAAUCUUUUAAUUAAAACACUGUCUGAGAGGUUUACAAUAAUCAGAUCCCAUGCCUUCGACGAAGAUACCCUGAUCCACGUUUAUUACAGGCCUGGCCAUUACUUUUCCGAUUACUUUCCUAUCUUGGCUUCUUACUUUGUUUGUGCUGUAAGUUCGUGAACAUGCCGGCCAUUUGUUGCAGAUAUAUUUUUAUUACACUGUAAAAAAGUUCGAGAUGGUUAAGAGUAAAGUGGGCCUUGCUGUGGCGUCCUUCUUUACUGUAGUUUUUACUCUGACAACAACAUUGGGGAUAUGCCAUCAUUUGGAUAUGAGUGCAUCUGUAGGGAGAUCCCGUUUGUUCCCUUAUUUGGCUAUGAUUGUUGGACUCGAGAAUAUUCUUUGCAUUACUCGGUAAGGGUGUAUUGUAUGUUGAUGUUAUUUGAUAUCUUUAGUUCUGUUGUUUAUAUCCCCCCAUCUUUUGAUAUCUCCUUCCGUGUAGCCCACGGACUUUCGGAAGAAGGGCAGAAGAUUACUAAAUAUUUUUUACUGGAGCUUCAUUUCUUAUUAUUUGGGUAUCUAACACAGGUUCCGGAGAUCCAGGAGUUUUGUCUGUUUGCUUUUAUCGGAAUUGUUGUUGAUCUAUACAUGCAAGUAAGUAUUAGUUCGAGAAAAUUAGUAUUCAAGUUAUUUUUCUAUACACCAUGCCUCAUCUUCGAUCUCAGUCGUAUGGAUUCAGACGACAGAAAAAGAUUUUCGUUAAUGCUUCUCAGUUCGAAUAUAAGAAAAUUUAAAAAAUACCAAAGCCCGAAGUAAGUCAAGGUUACAUAUUAUAUAAUAAUUCGCGCUUUUUAGAUGCCCUGCAGAGUAUAUUUUCCCAUCAUUAUUUAAAAGAAAGAAUAAAUUAACUAGAACUUUAUCCGAGGAUAACCUGAAGGACAACAACUUCAAGAAGAGUAAGAACAAUAAAGCAUAGAUUAAUUUAAUAGGUCACAAAAGAUCAUCCUCCUCUUCUGUCCACAAGAAGAAUCCUUCCGACUCGACGACCCUGGAGGCGUUUUCGAAUCGGCUGAGGGUUCUUCAUUAUUGGACUCGGACUAGGAUCGCCCAGAGAAUUAUCAUGAUUUCCUUUAUUCUCUGGGUGGUUUGGUUGGCGUUUUUAGUUCAGAAAUGGAGGGUUUUUGAAGGUUUGUUUGGAGAACCCUCAAACCUGACAUCUCAAGGAGAUCUGCGAUGGAUUAGUCAUCAUAUUUUGGAUACUGCUCCCUUGGAGUGGAGUGUUUGGCAGACCAGUACCUUCAAAUGGUGGCCAUUAUUAUUGGAACAGUACAAUCUUUCAUUAUCUGGAUUUUAUGUCACCUUUUUACCAAUUAUUUCAUUACGCAAAAGUAUUCCUUAUAACGACCCUGAACUGCAAAUAAUUGCCGGAAAUAUUCAAAACAAAGUAAACUUGGAGUUACAGUAAGAAUUUUAAAAAAAAGAUUUAUUUCUAGAGAUCGAAUUGAUUGGUUGGAAAGGGAAAUGUCACGAUGGCUAAUAAUCUCAGCCAUCCUCCCUUUCCUCAUCGUCAUUCUUUUCAUAUUAUACAUGUGUUUCUGGGAGAAAUGGUUGCAAUGGAGAAACGAAUUAAAAUCUGCGUUCGCUCUGAAGCGAUCUACCUUCAGAACUCGCUUAAGUUCCGUGGAAUUGACCCCGUUGGCUUUCUCGAGACAUGAAUUGCCCGUAGAAUGUGCUUCAGUUCAUGAGGAUACAAUAGUUUCAGCUUCAGUUAAUGGGCAAGUCUUUAUCUGGGAUGCCAAAUCUGGGGAAUUGAGGAAUUCGUUAUUACGAUACAAACAAAAUCAAGUCGGCAAGCUUCGAUCCAACUCUAUGUUUCUCCCGAAUGAGCCUGUAAACCAAGGGGACACCAAAAAAAGAUCAUCGGUGUGGUGUCUGGAUGUUAAGUAGGACAAGAUUACACCGAAAUAUAUCCUUGCAGUGAUAUUUACAUUGUCAUUGGGUGCUCUGAUGGAGAGAUUCAAUUAGGACGGACUAAAGAUGGCGAAAUUGUGCAAUCAAAAGCUGGAGAAAAAGCAGGAGUCACCCAUAUAAAUGUAAUUACAAUUGAAUAGCUAUGGCAGUAUGAUUUUAGAUAUUGGGAAAUCGAGUGGUGGCCGGCCGUCUCACUGCGAUCGUUGAAGUCAUGGAGAUUAGCACUUUUAUAGAUAAUUAUGUAAUUAUUUCGUAAUUUUCUAUGAUUAGAAUAUUUAGGGUGAGGAAGCUGUUGUCUUAGACCUUUUGACUAAAAAUUACGCGCAUCAGAAGCCGAUUACUAAUUUAAUAUGCACUUCGAAACAUAUAAUAACAUCCAGUUAUGACAACUCUCUUCGGGUGAUUGACCAGAAUUCGCUUCAGCUGAGUCAUUCACUUUACGGACACAAUAACUCUGUUAUUUCCAUUUGUAUCGAUGAAGAGCAAGAUGUAAGAUUACGUAAUAAUCAUGACACGGUGUCUUUUAGUUGUUAUUCAGUAGUUGUGAUUCUGGUCGUAUUUGUUGUUGGAGUAUCGAAACCGGACGAUUACUGCGGAGUCUGGAGAAAGAAGACAGUCUCCCCGUGGAGAUUAUUUGUACGACCAAGUACUUAAUCGGUUUCAGUAUUGAUGCUGGAUUAUGGGUAUGGGAUAAACAAGAUGGGGAUCUCAUAUUCAACCUUUCCUUGCAUGAACAAACAGAUCCAUUGACCUUAUUAUUAGAUAUCGAUGAGAAUAUCGAGCCAGUUCUAAGAGAAGGGAGAUUCUUGGCCAGAAUAAAUGAUAGUUACGUUUGCACAAGCGAUGUCGAUUCCGUACAAAUAUGGGACAUUGAAGCGAGAUCUGUGGUCAAACAGGUAACCUCUUAUGUUUCUAAUAACUACUUGAAUCAGAUUCGCCUCCCAGCUCCUAUCGAUUCUAUUCAGAAUCUAGACCAGAAAAGUGUUUUAUGUUGCGCUGGGACUGAACUCUACAGAAUCAGCGCUCCUAUCAAAUGA